UUCAGAUACCACACCCGUAACGAGAAGAUUCUGGGGACUAUAACCAUGCUGCUGUCAAUGUGUAUUGGAUCUCUCUUUCCAUGUUUCUGCGUCCUGUUCGGUCAGUUGCUGGAUGGCCUGAGUGCACUAGUGGUGGAUAUUGCUGAACAAGACCCCGAGCAACUGAUUACGGAUGUGAUGAAGGUUGACUGGAGGAACCUGUCCGAACAGGCGACCACGAACCCCCUCAAGGUCAUGAGCGGGGUACAGGGUGCUCUGGGUCUUCUGGAGACGCUACAGAUUGUCACAGCCGGAUUUGAUAAACUAGACCAGGACGUUAUACGGCUGGCUGUUAUCCUGAUUAUCAUGGGGGUUAUUGGCGGCAUUGCCGGAGUGUUGCAGCGUGUGCUAUUGGGCUACUAUAUCCGACCGUCCAUGCAACGUAUCAGAAGAUUGUACCUGAAGUCAGUGCUUUCGCAGGAGAUCGCUUUCCACGACCACCACACCGGAGGCGAACUCAUCGCCCAUGCCACGAACGACAUGUCCAAGAUCGAGGGGGCCAUAGGCGACCAGCUGGCCUUUUUCUUCCUACUGUGGGGUGUGACGCUCUCUGGCUUAAUCAUCGGCCUGGUUACUGCGUGGCAGAUAGCGCUGGUGUGCAUCGCCUUCACUCCACUGAUUGCUGGCUCGGGUGCUCUCAUGUCGAGACUUGUGUCCAAAUCGGUGAGUCAAUCUUCACAAGAGUACGCGUCUGCUGCAGCUAUGGCCGAGGAGUCGCUUGCCCUAAUAAAGACCGUAACCGCUUUUGGCGGUCAAAAAUCGGAGAUUCAACGAUUCAACGAUCAAGUCGACAGUGUGCAGGAGAAAGGAAUCAAACGCGCCUACGUAUACGCCUUUGGGACGGGACUGUCCCUGUUUGUGCUGUUUGGCUCGUGCUCGUUCAUUAUGUGGUUUGCGUUCGAUUUGGUUAGUAAUGGCACUGUGGGGGUUGGCGAUGCCAUGACGGUGUUCUACGCCGUGGUGCUGGCAGCAAUUGCGAUGGGACAGACCUUUUCAUCGAUGGAAGCCAUUGGCCAGGCCAGGUAG
Sphaeroforma arctica JP610 is the source of this 1065-nucleotide messenger RNA. RefSeq lists its product as hypothetical. Gene Ontology annotation, molecular function: ABC-type transporter activity; ATP binding. The coding region runs from base 46 to 1065 and encodes 339 amino acids. The record is from RefSeq and is a predicted model, not a curated record. Gene Ontology annotation, biological process: transmembrane transport. The transcript has 6 exons. NCBI's taxonomy places the organism in Eukaryota, Ichthyosporea, Ichthyophonida. Gene Ontology annotation, cellular component: membrane.